GUGAAGCUCAGAGAUAUGAGGUGACCUGUUCGGUCCACAGGCUGGCAGAGGCCAGGGUGGAGCCCAAGAAUGGAACUUAGGUGUUCUAUUUACCAAGGUGACCUGGUUGUUCAGCACUUGGAAGCUUCUGCCUUCAGAAAUCUGUUCACCUGAUUGCACCAAAUCUCUUGCUCCAGGGAACGGGUCUUCUAUAGUUGUGUGCCUUCUCUCCCAGGGCCCUAAACAACUCUGCCCAGGUUCCCUCUUGCCCCAGCAGAAGAAGAUGGCCUGUGAAAAAUUAGACAUAUUUGAAAUUUCCAGGUCAAUGUUCAUGUACCCAUGGCUGGAAUAUCCAGGCAGGACCAAAGAAUUCAGAAAAGUCAUGGCUCCUGUUCACCUGCCCUUGUCCUACUACAAGGCACCAAAGGAAGAGCUCCCUCCAAGUCCAGAAUGCUGGAGGCAGCACCCGAGCAAGCCAAACGCAACCCCUUACUGCUACUCUAAGAAACCUGAGAUCUACACACACUGGCACACUCUGUAUGACCAGCGAAAGGAAUGGGAGGACCAAAAAAAGUUACUGAAAAUGAGAAGCCAUUUUCCUAAUACCCAAAAAUUCCACCUUCCCAUCAGCAAGUUGACCAUAAAACCUCAGCUGGGAUUUGGGCCCUUAGAGCCUACCAGGGAUCACCUGAAGUGGCAAAGACUAAAGGAGCUCACAAAAACCUUGAACUCUCCUAGAGAAGAUGAGCAGUUCUAUGCAACACAGGCUCUGGGGUAUCUUGGCAUUAAUGACCAGAUUGUUAUGAAGGCACUGUGGCAAGUGGCCCAAACUGGUCCAAAGAAAGUGAAGUAUGAGGCUUAUCGAACCCUGGCCAUCCUGGGAUGCCUGAAUAAGCAUGUGAUUCACGCUCUCAUUAUACAACUGAAGGAGGAAAGUGAGGGCCAAAGGAUGGAGGCUCUGACAAGGCUACGAGUGGCUCUGAACUCCUGGGCUGCUGUCCCUGAAGACAAGAGGACUCAAGUCGGGAAUGAAGAAGAGCUGGUACUUGUGCUGCAGACACUGUUAAAGUCGUCCUCUGGUGAAGCAGCCCUGGAGGCAGCCCUGUGCUUGGGUUUCCUGAGGCCUUGUAGCAACAUGGCCCAAGAGUCAUUGCUGCAGUGCCUGUGCCAAGGGACCAAGACCCAGCAGAUGAAGGCACUCAGGAUGCUGGUCAGGAUCAUGCACGUGCACUCCGCUGCAGUCACCAGGGCAAUUCUGGCUCAGCUAUGUUCUAGUGUCAUUGAGGACCGCUUCGAAGCCACUGAAAUGCUCAGGACCAUUGGACUAGAAAAGAUCAAGGCACAGGGGCUAGAGGAACUCACAUUUGACCUGCUUAAAUGGAAGACACAUUACGAACCCUUCUUUGCUGUAAGACAAGCUGUGGCUGAAACUGUGGAAGAGUUCAAGAUGAAGCCUAUGAUGUUGAACUUAAUGGAAGCGCAAUUAACGCAUCCAGGUGCCACUGCUCGCCAGCAAGCGGUUACCUCUUUGGGUGUCCUGGGGAUUCGUAGUCCACAAGUAUUCUACUUGCUCCUCGACAUGCUAGAUGGAGACGAGAACCAGGAUGUGAAAAAAAGUCUACAAGAAACAUUAAUCAUUUGGGCCUCAAUUGACCCCUGGAUCCAAAAGAAGCUAAAGAACAAGGUUUUCUUCGUCUAUGAAGCAUCUAAAACCAGGAAGAAGGCAGAGCCUACAAGGUUCUGGAAGGAGCCUGAAUACCAAGAAGAGUUAAAUAUCCAAGAUUUUCAACUUGCUAAGUUGAAUCCCUUAACUAUUACAAAGAGAAUCACCAAGGUAGAUCAAGAAAAACAGUUUCCUGACUUCCCAUCCUAUGUCUCUAAACCACAAAAACAAAAGCCACAGACGACAGGACCCUGGCAGCCAAGUACCAGGCAACAGCUCUGGGCCCUUGCUGAAAUCUACAAAUAGGUCAGCUCUUUGGGCCUACUUGCUCCCUGAGGAUAGUUUUCAUGCUUCUCUCAGGAGA
Cavia porcellus (domestic guinea pig) is the source of this 2006-nucleotide messenger RNA. RefSeq names its product HEAT repeat containing 9 (gene Heatr9). Bases 263 to 1948 code for a protein of 561 amino acids. NCBI's taxonomy places the organism in Eukaryota, Metazoa, Chordata, Mammalia, Rodentia, Caviidae. The transcript is spliced from 15 exons. The record is from RefSeq and is a predicted model, not a curated record.